This is a messenger RNA of Rosa rugosa (rugosa rose), 2289 nucleotides long. RefSeq lists its product as uncharacterized. Gene Ontology annotation, molecular function: structural constituent of ribosome; 5S rRNA binding. Lineage: Eukaryota; Viridiplantae; Streptophyta; Magnoliopsida; Rosales; Rosaceae. Gene Ontology annotation, biological process: translation. Gene Ontology annotation, cellular component: ribosome. The coding region runs from base 602 to 1615 and encodes 337 amino acids. The record is from RefSeq and is a predicted model, not a curated record. The transcript has a single exon.
GUGCUUGUAUCUAGUUAAAAAUGAGCAUGAGGAGAAAUAUCAACUACGCAAUUUGUUCUUUCUCCAUUCUCCGAUCUCCAAUACAAGAGAAGAGAAAGAAGGUACCGAUUCUACUUCCUACUUCGUCUUGAACGCUGGUGCUCAAGAUGACAUUUCACUAACUGAGGUCUCAAAUUUGAAUUUCCUCUUCCAAUAUAAAAAUAAAAUGAUACCGUUAUCUCUAGUAAGGACCUCAUAUGAACUUGUUGUUAUAAGAUUCUCAUCAGAAACUCUCGUGUCAUUUUGUAAGAAAGGACCAGAAGAAAAACCGAUUUCGUUAUAUCAUGUACAUGUCCGAGGGAAGCCCAUAACCAACGGUCCCUUUUUUACUUGUUAUGCGACACACCCAAGGCUAAGAGUUAGCUCCACGACAAUCGAUCGCAUGAACCCAACACACCUGAAGAGCCAGUUUAUCAUCUAAAGGAAAGAGAGAAACAGUCAAUGGGUUCGAGGCAAUUCUGGACUGGGUGUAUCUUUAAGACAAGGUACAGCAAUUGAUGCACACCAGCUGUUUGAUGAAAUGCUCCUGUGAACCCUUCGGCUCAACCCACCUUGCUCGAGAAUGUUGUUGAGGAGAGGAAUCAAAUUCGCUUCAGCAGCAUUUCCACAUUUCAUUUCCAAGGCUCCUAAUUUUCGCUGUAAAGCCACCACCACGGUUCCCAUUUUCGAUCAUUCGGCAUACUACUCUAGUGGCUUUCGCCUCUCUCCUUUGUUCCCCUCCCAACCCAAACCUCAGUCGGAUAGUUAUGAUAUUGAGCUUGUUGACGAUGAUGCAUGGCGGGUUUCCUCAGGUUUGGCGCUUGCGGAUCAGGGGACUGCAUUGGAGGAACAAAGUUGCUUAUCGGAUGAAGCGGUUGAUGAACCUGUUGAUAGUUGCUCUCUACCUCUUGAGGGUGACCCGGAUUUCGAUGACAUUGACAACAUGAGAGUUCGGGGUAAACUGUUCUAUAAAAUCGACCGCGGUUCCAAAGAGUUUGAAGAGUAUAGUUUCGACUUCCAUCGUAGGAACAAGUCUUCUAAGAAGAAGGAUGAUCCAAAGGAGAAGAAACAGAAGGUUACUAGUUUGAAGGAAAGCAAAAGAGACAACCCAAUUCCCAAGUUUUCCUCAAGAAGUGAGAAACAGUGUAGAGUUGUGGACAACUCUCGGCUAGGUGAAAUGGGCGCUACUUGUGUUGAGAAGAAGAAGCUGAGAACUCCGACGUAUAAUCAGCUCACUGGUCCUUUCCACGAGCCGUUUUGCCUUGAUGUUUACAUCUCCAAGGCUUCAGUUCGUGCCUGCAUUGUUCACAGGUUCACCAGUAAGGUUGUUGCCGUGGCACAUUCCAUAUCGAAGGACAUGAAGUUUGACCUUGGUUCAACUAGGAAUGCAGCUGCUUGUGCUGCUGUUGGGGAAGUUCUGGCUCAGAGGGCAUUGGGCGAUGACAUCCAUGAUGUGAUUUACACACCAAGGAAAGGGGAAAGAUUGGAGGGCAAGCUUCAAAUUGUGGUUCAGUCUCUAAUUGAUAACGGCAUUAAUGUGAAGGUGAAGAUCAAACAAAGGGCGCGGAAGAAACCAACUUCCUUUUCUGCAGCCUAGACACAGGUUGUUUGGUAUUCUGGUUAGAGUCUAUCUAGUACUAAUCAGCGCAUUGAUCAUAGGUUUCAUCUCAAAUGACAAUGUUGGCAUGUUGUUGGUUGCUCAUUGCUGGAUGUUUGGGGCUAUCAUGUUGAUGAAUUUGAUUCAUUUAAGUAUAAACCUGGCUCAUCCGAGUUAUAUGAUGCACAAAGUUUCUCAUUUGAAAUUACUUCCCAUGGUACCAAGAGAAGUUAUACAAACGCAAUGAGCAUCUGAUGCAAAAGUUUCUGCUUUGUAAGUGCGCCUUCUUUGAUGGAAAUGAAGACAACCGCCCUUGGGCUAUACUUUCAUUGUCUUCUCCUCUUCAUUUUCUCAGCCAAACUCAGGAUGAGUGAAGUCAUUGAGUGGAUUGUGGUCACUCAAGGGAUCUGAUUUGAGAACGAAGAAUCAUACUCUCUUACCUGAAACAAAUUUCAGACCAUCUUACAGAUCCCAUGGGUAGUUGCUAGUUGCUAGAUGGUUGGAGCUUUUUCUUCUUUCCAAUUAAUGAAUAAUCCUCUCCUUUUUUUUUUUUCCUGCUCUGUAUAUGCUAAUAUGCAUUUUAUCAUAAUGAACCAUUGAUAUGAAGCUGGAGAAAUUAUUGCACUUAUCCUCUGUUUAGCCUAAUCUUUUGAUCCCCUAUCUGUCAUUGAAUU